Messenger RNA from Adineta ricciae, 213 nucleotides. Lineage: Eukaryota; Metazoa; Rotifera; Eurotatoria; Adinetida; Adinetidae. The record is from the annotation of a GenBank genome assembly.
AUGCCAAAGCCUGCUGAUGACCAGACACAUGAAGGAGACUCAAUUUAUCCGUUCGAUAACGACGAUCAACCUAUGCAUUCAAUGAUAUCACUUUACUGGAAUGGAGGAGAGAAGAUCUCCGAAAGCGAAGACUCGACUACAUAUCAAUCAACUUCGUCAUCAAUGAAAUACCCAUCACUAGUCAAGAUAGUUCCCUUCAAUUAUAAUGAUUAA